CCCGCCCACUAGCGGACCCGAUAAAACUCGGGGAAGCCCCAAAGUUCUCAUUUCGCUGACAUCAUCUUGUAUUAAACGUUUUUGAAAUAUCCUUAACUGAAAUAUCAACAAUUAGAAUAUGUCUGAACGAUACAGCUUUUCCCUAACAACUUUCAGUCCUAGCGGCAAAUUAGUGCAAAUCGAAUAUGCACUGAAUGCUGUGACUGCUGGAUCGCCUUCCGUUGGUAUUAAAGCUCAGGAUGGAGUUGUCAUGGCAACAGAAAAGAAGCAAAAAUCGAUUUUAUAUGAUGAGCAUAGCAUCCAUAAAGUAGAAGCAGUGACAGAUAAAAUUGGGAUUGUUUACAGUGGAAUGGGACCUGAUUACAGAGUGUUGCUGACUAGAGCCCGUAAAAUUGCACAAUUAUAUUAUCGACAAUAUCAAGAAAGUAUUCCUACUACACAACUGGUACAGCGAAUUGCAUCUGUUAUGCAAGAAUACACACAGUCGGGCGGUGUUCGUCCUUUUGGUGUGUCUCUCCUUAUUUGUGGUUGGGAUGAUAACAGACCAUACCUAUUUCAAUGUGAUCCUUCUGGAGCUUACUUUGCAUGGAAAGCCACAGCAAUGGGAAAGAAUCAUUUAAAUGGGAAAUCAUUUCUGGAAAAAAGAUAUAAUGAAGAAUUACAAUUAGACGAUGCUGUUCACACUGCUAUACUUACAUUAAAGGAGUCCUUUGAAGGCCAGAUGACAGAGGACAACAUAGAAGUUGGAAUUUCAAAUGCUGAUGGCUUUCACAGGCUUACCCCAUCAGAAGUAAAAGAUUAUCUCGCUUCGAUAGCUUGAUUAUUAUGGACAUUUAGUUUUGUGCAAAAAGUUCUGUUCCUGUAACUCGUGUUUAUUGGAAGUUUCAAUAAAAGUGAAGCUGCUUGGA
Messenger RNA from Ciona intestinalis (vase tunicate), 908 nucleotides. Lineage: Eukaryota; Metazoa; Chordata; Ascidiacea; Phlebobranchia; Cionidae. The record is from RefSeq and is a predicted model, not a curated record.